AUGCUGGAUGGAAAAUCAACGUUUUUAAUGAGAAUCAAUCAGCAUGCCUCCUUGCACUUCCGACGUUUCGAGGAAGCGAAGACGAAACAUAUCGUCAGAUGUAAUGGGAAUGCGGAAGAAGCUGCCCGGCAGUAUGCAGAGGAGCAUCCCGGUCAAAAUUUACCGUCGGCUAAUUCCUUUAGACGAUUAGCUGCACGGUUAUAUUCGAGUUGCUCAUUCCAGACUGCUCUAGAAGGUGCAGUUUGCUCGUGUCAGAUCUCCACGGCACGGGCAAAUGAAGUCCUCGAACAAUUUGACCGGGAUGGGAUCCUUAGUAUACGUCACCGUUUGGGGAUCAGUAAGUCGUCGGUUCAUCGCAUUCUACAAGAAAAUACGCUGCACCCGUACAAAUACAUGUAUGUUCAGGAACCCAGAAGAUUACAUUCGUUCGCUAUGCUAGGUGGCUUGUGGGAAAGAACGAGCGGAAUCCAUCUUUCUUCCAAUACGUUUUGUGGACAGAUGAAGCCCUUUUCACUAGAGAAGGAUGCUUUAAUGCCCAUAAUUCGCAUUUGUGGAACGAUGAGAAUUCACAUGCGAUCCGUCCACGAGCAAUGCAAGAGCGCUGGUGCGUGA
Megachile rotundata (alfalfa leafcutting bee) is the source of this 612-nucleotide messenger RNA. RefSeq lists its product as uncharacterized. NCBI's taxonomy places the organism in Eukaryota, Metazoa, Arthropoda, Insecta, Hymenoptera, Megachilidae. The record is from RefSeq and is a predicted model, not a curated record.